AAUGUAAUUUACUCAAAAUGGCGUUUAUUGGAACGUUCUCAAGAAUAUUAAUUGCAGCAGUUUUUUUAGCUGCAGUCUAUUCAAGUCGUGUGACAAAAUUGGAACCUUCUAGUGGCAGUUUGAUUGGUGGAACCUACUUACAUAUUAGAGGUCAUGGAUUUUCACAUGAUCAACACAACAAACCUAACAAGGUCGUUUUUAUCAACGAAGUCACUGGACAUGUGUUAGGAUGUGAUCUUGUUCACACUGCAUCAAAUGAGAAAGUAAUUGUAUGUGAAACUCGAAAAGAACCGAAUUUAGAAGAUGGUGCAAAAUAUAGUGUAAAAGUGAAAAUAAAUGACAAGUGGCUUGCAAAUGAUGAACCAAAUACUUUUUGUUCUGGAAAAUGUGUAUUCACUUAUAAAAGGGAUUUCACUCCAACCAUUGACCAUGUUACACCAGAUGCUGGACUUUCAGAUCUUACAAUCCGUAUUGAUGGAAAAUUGCUGACCCGGCAAGUUAGUCGCGAACAAGAUAUUUUUGAUCCAAAGAAUGCAGAGCUAAACAAGAUUUUUGUAGGUCAUAAAAUUUGUGAGCCAUUCGAUCGUGAAAACAAAUCACUCCUGGGCACUGGUUCAGAUGGUGGUGAAGAAACAUGGCGUAAAAAGUGGGUGAAAUGUCAACCAACUGCCAGUCGUGUGGGAUCGUAUGUAAUUUCUGUCAUAACUUCCAAGUUUGGAGGCAGAUCAAUGCGUUUACCUGGGUCCUACUUGCUAAACAAGGAAGAAAAAAGAUACAACUACCAAAUAUUCACUGAUAUAAAAUCAGUCACCCCAAGCAAAGGGAGUUUAAAAGGUGGAACUUUAGUUAAAAUAUCAGGAGCAUUUUUUAAAUCUGAUAAAAUCCAAGUGGAAAUUGGUGGAAUUGAAUGUCUGGUAAAAAAAAUCACAGCAGAUUGGGUUGAAUGUGUUACAGGAGAAAUUGAUCAGAGCAUUUUAAAUAAAAACAUUUUUCCUGGUGGCCGUGGAUAUGAGUAUUGGAUUUGGAACACAACAACUCGCUCUAUAUCAGAUCUUAAAUUGUACAACAGUACACACCCUGUAAAAGUGGUGCAUGGUAUAUCUCACAGCUCUCUUGAAAUUAGCAGUGCAAGGCUGUUUGAUGAACGAUAUGGUGCGAUUGGAUUUAAAGUUCGUGGUUUUUUGCGUCCACCAUUUACUGGAGAUUGGCAUGUAAUGUUGCGUUCGGAUGAUAAAGGAGAAAUUUGGCUGAGUACAAAUGACUCGGAAACUGGUUUGGUGAAGGUUGCAAGUACAAAUGAAUGGAGUCGAUUGAAUUGGUUCCACGAAGAAUCUCAAAAAUCUCCAAUAAUACAUCUGGACAAAAACAAGCAGUACUAUUUUGAAGGAUAUUUGCAAGAUCACGCUGGUAGUUAUGAAUAUAAACUUGGUCUCUUGACAAACCAAACUCAGUACACAUCAGCAGAUGUACAAGGAGCUUUUGAUGAAGUACAAAAAAUAUUUAUUGCAUCACAGUACCUUCCAGAUGUCCAGCGUAUUGACUUAAGCAACUUGGCACCAACAGAAGAGUUCCGUUUAUCAUUAGGUAAACGUGUCAGUGGUAUGAUUACCAAUCAAAUGAAUGCAACAGCUAUUCGAAAUGUGUUAGUUGACUUAUUUACUGAAAAAUGCUCCUUAGGAAUGCCAGUUGGCGCAAACACAUACUUUUAUGAAGAUUAUGAAGGCGAACCUACUGGGGAAGAAUAUGGCCUACGAACUGAAAUAAAGAGACCACCUUGUGGUCGAAGGAUGUUAAAAAUGAACAAUGAUGAUAAUAUUUACUUAUAUUAUGGUGGAAAAACAGUGAAAAAGGAUGGGAUGAAAACUGACUCUUAUUUCAGCGCUAAAGAUUAUCCACAAGUUUGCUUUUCAACUCGCGGUCCAUUUCAAAACACUAUCACACUUAAAGUUGCUUAUUUAUAUAAGUAUAACGAUACAUACCUAGCCCCGUCCACCACUAUGUUAACCUUUGACCUGCUCUUGCUUGAUCGUAUAACUUGCUUUGAUAUGCUGUAUGCAAUCCAGAAUAGUGACUAUUUAAAAGACAAAAAAAUGGCAGCCCAAAGUUACUAUCGUGUGCAUUAUAUCAAACUCAGUCGAAACGAAGAUAUUAAAAGCAUAGAUUUUGUGCAAGAUCUCUUCCUGGAUAGUUUAUGGAUUGGUAAACCCAUUUGUGCUGAUGCUUGUCCACAAGACGUGCCAUUAAAUGAAUGUUCACAACCUUGUUAUGGUUUAAAAGAACUGAGCCUGGAAGAAGCUCCAGGCAAUUUCUGGAUUGAAAAGGUUGAUGUGGAGAAGAAAAACUUAACAUUAUUCCUUAACCUGACUGUUGCUGAUUGUGUAAAUUUGCCCUUGUUCUUUGUGAAUGACUGGACACGUACAGGCUCUGAGAACCAAUCUAUUGCCCAAAAAGAAAGUUUUACCAAGAAUGGAAAACAAAUUGAGAUUGAGCGAGUUCAAAAUGCUAGUGGGUCAUUGAGUGGAAUGUUUGAUUUGAAAAUAGAACUGGGUGGAGAAAUGAUGAUUGCAAGAGAUCUUGAUGCAAAUAUCAGUUCUAUCGAUUUGCGAGAAAGCUUGGAAUCCCAAAUAACAGGAAUUGGGAAAUUAAAAGUGUUAAAAAAAUUCACGUGUGUCAGUUCCGAACUUGAAAUCAAAUGGAUUGAAAUGGGUGGAAAUAAACCACAGUUUGAUGUUGUUCCAACACGGUUAAUUGGUAUCAACGUGAGUGCUGUUGUUGAGACUAUUCACGAUGGUGGAAUUAUUUAUGGGCCUCUUUCCGGAGAGUUUUUUCAAACAGUUGAGAAUUCACCACAGGUUGUUGUGACAGUUAAUGGCAUUGUAUCAAGCUGUCAAUCAAAAUCAUGCUCUUUCAAUUAUCUGUUGUCAGAGACACCACAAAUAAUUUCAGUUUCACCUUUGUCUGGUUCUGGCGAAUCACCAUGCCAACAAAUUGAGAUACAGUGUUCACUUUGUGGUAGCAACAUAGAAAACAUAACUGUGCUGUUUGGAAAUGUAGAAGCUGAAUUAAAAUCUAUAUCGGACUCUUCACUAUUCGUAUGCCCUGGUCCUUCAGAGGCUGGUCCAAAAAAGGUAAAAGUGAUUGUGGAUGGUAAAGGUACAGCUAGUGGAGAUUAUACCUUUCAAUAUUCCAUUGGAGUUACAAAUGUCUCACCUGCACAAGGUUCGCUAAGCGGAGGCUCAAAGGUCACGUUGGCAGGCUAUGGUUUUGGUGUCAGUUCAAGUAAUGUUACUGUUUUAUUUGGUGAUACACAAUGUGAAGUGGAAGAAGUUAAAAUGAGUGAAAUUGUUUGUGUGACUUUGAGUCAUGUAGGAGGAUCUGUUAAUAUAUCGGUAUCAGUAAACAGUGCGAGUGCUUCACUAUCAAGUGCGUUCAGUUUUAUCAAUAUGUCAGUCCCAGUCAUUCGCAGUGUGUCACCAAACAUUUUGUCAGGCAGUCAAUAUCAUAACAUUAGCAUCAAUGGAUCAGGCUUUCAGAAAAAUAAUGAUAUACCUGUGGUAAAUGUUGGGAAUGUUUCUUGCAAGUACUUUACGCAUACCAACACACUCAUUGUUUGCGGCAUCAAAGCAUUAGGGCAUGGUGUUUACAGCGUCAAAGUUUACGUUCCAGAAGUUGGUUUUUCAAAAGAUACUGGAAAUUCUCAAAUAUUUAGCAAGCUUUCGUUCAACAGUUUUUCACCUGCUGUAGGUUCACUUGUAGGAGGAACUGACAUCACAAUACAUGGUAGUGGUUUUAAUGAUAAUGUAGAUAACGUGUCUGUCGUGCUUAAUCAGAUGGAGUGUAAAGUUACUAGUGUAAGUGAAACUGUAAUCAAGUGCAAGACUGGUCAGCCAGCAAAGACAAUUCAAUUGAGUAACACAGGCACUCAUCCUAUGCUAGGAAAGGGAUAUGCGUGGAGCAAAAGUGUUGUGCAUGUCAUGGUUGGCCAGUCUGUCAAGUGGUCAUGGGAAGUUGAUAUAGAAUCGUCGAACAGAAUUGGAGUAAUCUUAAUGGCUGACAAGCAGGGUGUUUCAACGAUUAAAACUAUUUGUCAACAAUCACGCGUUGGAAAUUGCGUAUAUCGGUUUACAACAGAAGGAGUGUUUUAUUUUUCAAGUGGAAACAUUAAUAAAGAUGGUGAAGGUGUUUCAUUCAACAUGUCAGUACAUGUACAUGGAGCGACUGCUAUAUCUGCUCAACUGUCAGUUGACGUGGAAGGAUUUAAAGCUGUGUAUGAAUCAAAUAAAAACCGCAGAAGAAGAGAAAUUGACCUGCCAACAUUUACCUAUGAUAGACCUAACACUCCUGAGGUAAAGAAAAUCUAUUACAAAGAAAACGUAACUGUUUUUGAUCCUAUCCAUAUAAAGGGCAAAUUAUUUUCAAAUGUUAUGGCUGAAAACAUUGUCACAAUUGGAGAUCAUCAAUGUUAUGUCACUUUUUCUAAUGCCACUGAUUUGACCUGUCAACUGCAGGUGUCACAACAAGUUACUUUGAAUCGACCUUUACCUGUUUCCUUGACUGUAAUUGGGGUUGGAGAUGCUAUAGUAACUGUAGCGGAUGAAAAUGAUCGAUUCCUCACCUUUAAAUUAGCUGUACAAAACGUUAACCCUUCCUUUGGUUCUUUUGCUGGUGGUACAAAACUGACACUUCAUGGAGCAGGGUUAAAUUUGCAGUCUAUUGAAGUGAAAAUUGGAGACAGAAUCUGUAAAAUUCUUUCAAAAAGUUACCAAGAACUUACUUGCGAAACGCCAAGCUAUCCAAUGGAUACCAAUUCGAAGGUUUACGAUAUAACAUCCUGCGAUACACUUGUAACUGAUGCGUGGGGGCAAUGUGUCCACAAGUCUAUUGGUUUUCAAUAUCAUUAUUCAAAUCUGAAAACACCAAUGGUAAUGGAUGUCUAUCCUAAAGAAAUUAGCUCUAUAAGCACUGCUAUUAACAUUUCGGUGACACACGUCAGUGGCUUUAAAACUGACAAUAUAUCUGUCAAUUUAGAAAGCAACAGUGGUAGAUCAUAUGAAUGCCAAGUGGAUAGUAAACAAUCAGAUUUGAAUUUUGACCCUUCUUUCGUUAUUUGCUACAUGCAGUCUGUACCAGGAGGUUUAUAUAAUGUAAAACUUAAUCAUCGGGUUCUUGGUUUAGCCAUUAAUGAGAAUAACAAAGUCACUAGUUUGGAACGAUUUGAUAGUGUCACACCCAAUACUGGCAGUGUUCAUGGUGGUGUAAUGGUGACGAUUGUUGGCUUCGGUUUUCCAGAUGACAAGGACGGUGUUUCUGUGCAAUUUGAUGACCAGCCUUGCCAAGAUAUAAAUUUGAAAAGUUCCAAAGGCGAGAUAACUUGUACGACGCCUGCCCACGCUGCUGGGGUUGUUGAUAUAUCCAUCAAGGGUGGAGCGUUUGGUACAAAAACGUAUACCUUUGAUCAAUCAAAAUCACUUAAAAUAACAUCCAUCUCCCCGCUGAAUGGUUUUAGUGGUGAUAUUUUAACUGUGAGUGGAGAUUUUCUUGAUGAUUCGACAGUAACUGUCAUGGUUGGACCUAAAGGUUGCAGUAUUACAGAGAGAAGUCAACAAGCACUUAAGUGUGCUCUACCUGACCUGUCAGGAGAUAGUUACCCUGUGACUGUAAAAAGCAUGCAAUAUGGCAUCGCACGCUCAAACAGUGUGUUUAAGUACACACUUGAGCUAAGCACGGUGGAGCCAUUAGAAGGUGGUUACGGUGGAGGUCUGCUUUUGAACAUAUCUGGAAAUAGUUUUGGUGGCAAUACCAUAGUGUCUGUUUGUGGUCAGCUGUGUGUCAUUCGUAGUUUUCGAAACGAUUCCAUUAAGUGUGUCCUGCCACCGCAAGAUUUUCGAGAAGCAGAUUUAAGUUGUGAUGUCAAUGUAACGAAUGCUGACCAAGUGAGAAUAUUUACCAGUGAAUUUGUGUAUAAAGCUGACUUGACACCACAAAUAACCAAUGUGGAACCUCACCGUGGUGGAACCGGUGGUGGCGUUUUAGUGACUAUUACUGGUUUGCAGUUUGCAGCAGAGUUGAGUAAAGUGGAUGUGAGGAUUAAUGACAUUAUAUGCAACGUACAAACUGUAGCGGCUGAUAGCAUAUCUUGCCUGACUGGUCCUUCGUCAAAAACGAAUAUGAACUCACGCAUUGAAAUACAUUGUGAUGGUAAAGGAGUUGCUGUAUCGAAUAAUGGUAAAGAUAAAUUUGAAUACGUUGAUGUAUGGAGUUCACCUUACACAUGGGGUGGAAAGCCUCCUCCAGGCGAAGGAAGCUUUGUAAUUAUUACCCAAACUUUGCUCCUUGACACAAGCACUGCUAUUUUGAAAAUGUUAUUAAUUCAAAAUGGUACCGUCAUUUUUGAUCGCAAAGAUGGUGUACAUUUGCAAGCUGAAAAUAUCCUCAUUGUUUCUGGUGGCCAGCUUCUAGUUGGAUCUCCUGAUCAACCGUUUCAACAGAAGGCUGAGAUAACUCUUCACGGACAUCAAAGAUCAAAAGAGCUGCCUGUUUACGGAACUAAAUCUUUGGCUUUACGGGAAGGCCAUAUUGGUUUCUAUGGUCAACCCAUAAAGCAUACAUGGACGCAUUUAUCAAAGACAGCAAGUACUGGUGAUAAAUCGAUUGAUGUAUUGCUUAGCGUUGAUGAUUGGAAGCCUGGGUAUGAGAUUGUUAUUGCUGCAACUGCAAAAAGUCUUCGAGAGAAUGAAGUGAAUUUUAUUGAGAGCGUCACAAAUGGUGGGAAGACGAUUAAUCUGAAAUAUCCUUUGAAGUAUAAACAUAUUUCAAUCGAGCAAACAAUAGCAGGUAAAGUGAUCCCUACUCGUGGUGAAGUUGGUUUACUAUCUCGUAAUAUCGUAAUCCGUGGUUCGAAAAACGACCAAUGGAAAGGAGUGAUCGAAAAUUGCGACGAGGAAUUCGACCCAACUCAAUUUGCGCCGCAAACGUGUUUUGAUGGUAGAUUUGGUGAUGAAGAAACAAGUGACGAGUUCGGUGUGCAGGUCAUGAUACACUCUCAUGAAAAAAGUAUGGGUCAUGCAACUGCGCAUUUCGAUCAUAUUGAAGUUACACACGCUGGUCAAGCCUUUAGAUUAGGAAGAUACCCCAUCCAUUUCCAUAUGGAAGGUGAUGUUCAUGGUUCAUAUGUAGUAGGAUGCGCCAUUCACCGUAGUUUCAACAGAGCAGUAACAAUGCAUGGUGUACAUAAUUUGAUUGUUGAACGAAAUGUCAUUUAUGACAUACUUGGAAAUGCGUAUUUCAUGGAAGAUGGUAUCGAAACUGGAAAUUUUGUGCGCUACAAUCUAGCUGUCUUCGUGAAGCCUUCCAGUUCCACACUGAAUGUAGACAUCACUCCGGCAGCGUAUUGGGUGACGAACGCCAAUAACACGGUGAAUCAUAACGCUGCUGCUGGAUGUAGUCAUGCGGGCUAUUGGUAUCAAAUGUUUGAACACCCUGAGGGCCCAAAUUUUACACCUGAUGUUUGUCCAAGAAAUAUUCCCAUGCUUGAAUUCAAAAACAACUCCGCCCACACCAUGGGGCGCUUUGGAUUGUGGAUAUUUCCGAUUUACCAUCCACAACAGAAUGGAGCAUGUAAUUCGCAUGUUGCUGAGCCAGCACAUUUUGAAGGUUUCACAGCGUGGAAUAGUUUAAAGGGGGCGGAAUGUGUGGAAUGUGGUGCUGUUAGAUUUGUUGAUUUUACAUGUUUGGAUAACGAUCUUGCCGGCAUCGAAUAUAUCGAAGCUGCUUCCAAAAAUGCGCCCUGGGGUGGUCCAUUAAUAAAAGAUUCUUUGAUCGUCGGUCACAGCCAGCUUGCAGAUCACAACACGAUGCUUUUGAGUGAUCACACUACUUGUACGAAGAGUGGUUUGAUGUUACCUUUCAGUGCACGAUUGACCGUGACUGGCGUUACCAUGGUGAAUUUUGACGAACAACAAUGUGUAACAUUUGGUACUUGUGCACAUUGCAAAACGUACGAUGGUGGUGCCGUGGUUCGUUUUGAGAAGUUAACCUUUAUAGAUGCACCAAACAGAGUUAAUUUCCCUUUCAAUCAUGCGUCAGUGUUAUACGAUAUUGACGGUACUCUUACUAAGACGGCUGGAGGAUCAAUCCUUCCACAUAUGGGUAUGUUGGACCCUUCGAAAUGUACGCAAGAUGCUAGUGUCAGUUUCGGAGUUCCUGGUGCCAUCUGUACGGAGGGAAAAUUCCGUAAAGUGGCCUGGAAUCAAAUGAAGCCAUCUUCGAUAGACGCAAAAGACGCUAUCUUAACUAGUAAAUUUGGAAGCGACCGUGUUAAAUGGAGAAAGAAAUCGAAAACACACUUCAAAGGCUACACCGCUUUUUUGAUUGUGGAUGAGCCGUUAACACUUUCGUUUGAAAAUUCUUCCCAGUUCACAAACAUCUCCUUCAAAAUGAAAAUCUACGAACUGGAAGAUGGUGAUAGCGGUAUUUUGAGACUGAAGUUCAAGCAAGUGCCUGACCAUAUUGAAACUUUUUCAGGCUCGUUGAGAAAUAGUACACCUCAGGUACCAGACUCCUCAAUGGUACAUGGUGACUAUCAUUUUGAUAAAAUGUCGAAAGAACUGAGUAUUCUCUAUAGCGGAAAGGAAAACCAAAAAGAAACACCUGCAGCAAAGAAGAUUGACCUUCGCAUUCAUCGCUGCUUCUAUGUGGACUGUAUACUUCCUACUCCACCUGUCCCACCUUCAGGGCGACCUAAUGUCACUCAAAUAUGGAGCGAUCUAUCCAGCUGGGAAGGAACUCCUGAAGGUUACGGCGGUCACAAAGAAUUACCGAAGGAAAAUGACACGGUUGUCAUAGCGACUGAUUGGUGGAUGUUGAUUGACGAGAAGACAGAAGUCAUAAAGCUUGAUCAGUUGCAUAUCUUUGGAACGUUGGAAAUCGACGGUGACAAUGACGUCAAUCACGUGAUUCAAGCCAACAUAAUCUUCAUCGCAGGGCCGUUAGGUCAGCUAAUUGUUGGCUGGCCUGAUAAACCCUACCCAAAUAUUCUUUCGAUACAGUUAACAGGUGAUCACAACUCGAAGGAUAUGCCCAUCACAAGUAGCCUGAACCUUGGCUCGAAAGCUAUCGGUGUAUUCGGUAAAAUGCAGUUGUACGGAAAACCAAUGCCUACUGUGUGGACAACACUUGCCGAAACGUUGGAUGUUGGUGGUAAAAUAUUAAAAGUGAAGGAGAGUGUUGCUUGGAAGGCUGGUGACGAAUUAGUUGUCACGACGACAUCGUUCGAAUCAAAACAAACCGAGAAAUUCCUAAUUGAAUCUGUGAGUGAGGAUGGAAAAACAAUAACACUGACUGAAGCUGCUGCACAUAAGCAUGUGGCGUCAUCUCUACGUGCAGGCGCAUGGAAGUUCAGUUUAAGCGCGAAAGUUGGUUUGCUGACACGUAAUAUUGUCAUUGAAGGAGUUGACGCUCCCGCUAACUCUUUAGAAGGUCAAUCGUUUGGUUGUCGUGUCUUGGUCGGAAAUUCUCCUAAUGGCAAGGGAAGAGCUGAAAUCGCGCAUGUGGAAUUUAAACAUUGCGGACAAUAUGGUUGGACGGAAGAUUAUGAUCCGAGAUUUUCGUUAGCAUUUUUGGAUGUCGGUGAUGCAAGUGCUGAAGCAUUCCCUUCGUUCGUGAAAGGUUCGUCCUUCCACGACGGCUUCAACGUGCAUUUGGGUGUGUUCGGGACAGACAACUUGAAAAUACAGAACAACGUUUUUCAUCAUUCUGUUGGCUCGUCCAUUCAAGUAUCCGGACGAAAUCAUCAACUCGUUCAGAAUUUAGUGGCGUUAUCACUGGCAGAAGCCACGUACAAAGUCACUCCAUACGAAUUCGACAUGAAAUGGCAUGGCGCUAUUCAUCUAUUGAAAGCACACAACUACACGCUAGUGGAGAACGUCGUUGCUGGUAGCGAGAAGAUUGGGAUCAAAACAUCGGGUGAAGUAUGUUCAGAUUCCACCUCAACCAAGCGAGUACGGAGCAACGAAGUGGUUGGAUGUUUACAUGGCUUGCAUAUUCCUGGCGAGCGUCGUUCGCAAUGUGUUUACCUAGAUGGCUACAAAGUGUGGAAAAGUUUCGAUUAUGGAAUAUACGCAUGGCCGUCGAACAGUAUCAACGUGAAUAACGUCAUACUCGCCGAUAACAAGAUCUCUCUCAGUUUGAAUGUGUUUGGCGCCAAUCCGAAGGCUCACGUGAUUAGAAAUGAUUUGGUGAUGGUCACACAUUCUGUGUUAGUCGGUCAGUCAUUGACUUUCGAUUGUGCAGAGCACGAAAUGACGCCGCAUCAUUCGACCUUUUAUCCGUCACGAUCGCCAAGACUGCCAAAACGUGGAAACGUGGGCAUCAUGUCAAGCUUAUUCAGUGCUUCUCCUGCUACCGGUCCUCCGAUGACAUGGGAAGCUCCCAUGUCGUACCCAUCAAUCAGCGGGUUAGCCAUUUAUGACGGUGUGACUUUCUCAAAUUUUACUGACGCGUGUGAAAAACCCAGCAAAGCGUUUUUCACUAAUGCAGUCUAUGGUGAUGUCAUUCAUCCUGCGCAGAUUGCUAAUACGACUUUAGAUCACGUGCUGAACCAUAACAAGAUCUUCCAUCAUACUCCAACAAAAAGAUGGAUUAACCCUUCAGAUUGUGUUGACAUGGAUUGUGAUGCCAGGCGGAAAGUUUUGAUCGAAGAUUUGGACGGGACGUUUUAUGGCCAACGUGGAAGUUUAAUUUCAAAAUCAGAGUUUGGAUGGGACAGCGAAGACCGAUCGUGGGGAUUAGGCAAUUUUCGAAUACCAAAAGCUAUGUUGAUGAACGUCGAUGGAUCUGUUAUCGAAGCCGAUACGAAGUAUCCUAACAAAGGAAUCUACAGAGGAGCGUCGGAUUGUCAAUUCAAAUCUGAUUGGAACGCCUACCUGUGUUCGAACGUUAAAUACAAAAUGCUUAUUAUUGAGAGUUUAGAUGGAGACACGGAAACUAGAAGACUGUCGCCUGUUGCCGUAGCAACCAGUGGCUAUAUUGACUUGAUUAACGGCCCGCAGGACCACGGUUGGUGCCAUGGUUACACGUGUCAAGAAAGGCUUUCGACGUUCAAUGCUAUAGUUGCAACCGGAAAGAAGUAUGAAAUUUACAUGGCUUCGUACAACCCUCUGGACACAAGAUUUAAACUGUUACAUGCUGGUAUUGAUGAUGCAAUUAUAAUAAUGUUUUUUAAUCCAAAGCCCCAGCGGCUAGACGUUUACUCAGAUGAUAAGUUUGUGUCACCGAAGAACGCUGUACCUAACAGUAAGUCAUAUAAACUGUAUCCGAAUGAUCCGCAAGAUUCCACAAAGUAUGAGCCAGCCUUCUCUGAUCAACCUGGGACCAACUGGUACGAUAGUUCGAGCAACAUUUUGUAUGUAUUGAUGAAAGGCGACGGAGAGAUUGUUGUACAAACUCAAUCUGUUAUUGUGGUGAAUUUUGCGUUCUCUACAGAAUCACUUACGGUUGAUGAAUUUUUUGGCGAGAAGAUAGUUGCCAAUCUAGCAGCGUUUUUAGGAAUUCCUUCGAAUAAAAUACGUGUGAUGGAGAUCAUAUCUGCUGAGCAAACAAGAAGAAAAAGGAGGGCGGUGUCACCGUUAGCCCAUGUUGUUGUGGAGAUUGGUGAUGAACCGAAUGCUAAUCGCACGUUAAAUUCCACUCUUGACUUGAAUGCAGUGAACCAGACAGAGUUUACUUACGACGAACUCCUAAAUGUUUCAAAGGCAUUGGUUGAAGCCACACAAACAGGGCAGUUAAAUAAAGUUUUGGAGGUGCCAAUUGAACUCAUUGAAGUAACUGAACCUCCUCCGAAACCAGAAGAAAGUGUUUUUAAUAUUAACGAGACAGAAAAUGUGAACGGAACGGGUCCCAUAUAUUCCGAGAGGUUAAGUAUAGUGGAACCAACAUCAGCAAUCAAAUACCUGAUCCCUUCAAAAGUACUACUUUCCAACGGUGUCAGUGCUACUAGUAAUGAGUCGGUUCCAUUUCCUCAACAACCUGUUCUCCACAUGUAUGAUGCAUUGGAUAACUGGGUAAAAAAUCUUGGAACGAGCUUAGCUCCGUGGAACGUAACAGCCUCUCUUAUCCACAAUACAGGGGAUGCUAGCGCUCGCUUAGAAGGCACCACAACUGUACCCUUUAUCAACGGGACUGCGAAUUUUACAGAUCUGCAGAUCACACACGCAGGAACAGGGUAUCAAUUAAAAUACGAGAUCUCUUACCCUAGCGAUGUCUUAUUCUCAGUAACAGGUGAUCAACGCAUUGAUAUUAAAGAACGUGAUUUAGGCUUUCGUUUUAAUGCCACCAUAAGCGAUCCUGCAGAGGCUAAUCCGAUGUCCCCGCAUCCUAUGGUGUUUGUGUUCGAUCGAGCUACCGGCGAAAACAUUGAAAAUAUUGGCUCGAAAGGACGAAAGUGGUUCGUCGAAGCAACGCUUCAGAAACCAGAGAGUUCAAAUGCAGCGUUGAUUGGAGUGUCGAAAGUUGAAUUUGGCAUGACUCAUGCCUUGUUUAGCAAUCUAUCUGUUGACAAAAGUGGAAGUGGGUAUCGGUUGAUUUUAAAAGCUUAUACUGAACCAUCGAGUCGAUAUGUUUCUGAGGAAUACAUUACGAAUGAAUUUUCUGUAACGGAGAGAAGUUUUUAUUUGAGGAUAGCGAGACAGCCAGCCGACUGCAACGAAACAGUUGUAUGUCGCCAACAACCAAUCGUUGAAAUUCGAUCCCAGUCCCCUGAUGCUGUUGCCACUCAUCUUAAUUGGGACAACUUGGAUUGGCAUAUCGAGGCUUCGUCAUGCUCUCCUGACCCAGAAAAUUCUUUUCUUGGAACAAAAAAACUUGCUAUCCAAACUUCUGGUGUUGUCGAGUAUCAAGACUUGUCAUUCUAUUCAAUUGGGCAGAAUUAUCGACUUUGCUUCAAGUUGGCGGUCACUCCAGCAACAGCAAAAUAUGAAAACAUCGUGGUGCAAUCGAACGCUUUUUCAGUAAAUAAAAGACUGUUUUAUUUGCGUAUGAAAGUCCAACCGGGUAACGCAGAAGAAAAGAUAAUAUUUAAGCAACAGCCCGUCGUUGAAAUCAUGGAUAUCGGUACAAACAAGCCUGCAUCUCCACUAAAACAGACUUGGGAGAUAACAGUGUCUGUGUAUCAAAGUGCAAACGCGGCCGUAUUGACAGGAACAAAAAGUAUUCAAGUUACGACAGGAACAGAAGCAGCCUUCACCAAUCUCAUGUUUUCCACAUAUGGUGCGGGGUUUAUUCUCAAAUUCAAAAGCAACUAUGGACAUGAGAUUUAUUCCGAUCGAUUUGACGUACAUUACGACAACAAGUACUACCCAGUUUUCAAAUUAGAUUCGCCAGUUGCUUUGAACGUGAACGAAACUACACCAAAGGAUACGUUGCUGUACAAAUUUACGGCGACCGACAACGAUAGCGGGUUUCAGUCAGUUGUAGAAUACGCCCUUUCGCCACUCAACGAUUACAUAUCAAUAUCUAAGUCAGAUGGCGAACUGAGGUUAACAAAACAAGUAGACCGGGAAGUGGUGGACACACUCACCAUCACUAUCACUGCCACUGAUAGUGCUCCAUCUCCGUUCGAACAUUCAACCAAUCAUACAGUAAAGAUUACAAUAACAGAUACGAACGAUAACCCACCGACGCUAAAUAAAAAAACAGUAACCAAGGAAAUUAUGGAAACAACCCCUGUGGACGCAGUUGUGUAUAAAGUGAUCGCAGAGGAUUUGGAUGCUGGUAAAAACGGACUGGUGACUUAUUCAGUUGCUUACACAAAUGAUAGCAACGGACUGUUUACUUUGAGGAGUGACACAGGAGAUUUGGUUAUACAAAAAGACAUCGACCUUGACACGAAUGAAGCAGCGGAUCCAACUUACGAAUACCAUAUACGCGCGUCAGAUAAUGGCCACACGCCGUUACACGCAGAUAUGAGAAUAUACGUGAAAAUUGUCAGGGUGAAUGAGUUCACGCCAACAAUAUCAGGAGAUAGCGCUUUAUCAAUUAACUUGCUUGAAGAUUUGGAAGUGAAUUCAAUUAUACAUCAGGUGAUAGCCACCGAUGCUGAUACAGGCUCUGAUGGAGAGCUCACCUACACCAUCGCAACUGGAAAUGGUAACAACCAAUUUGAAAUUGACUCAAGUGGAAAAAUAAAGCUAAAAAAGACACUUGACCGGGAAGCGCUACCAUCUUAUAAACUAAAAGUCGUUGUCAAUGACAACCCUAUCACAGGUACAGCCAAACAGGCGUCUGUAUCUAUAAAUAUCGUUGUAGACGAUGUAAAUGAUAACGCGCCAGUGUUUACUGUGUCAAAAUGUGAAGGUUUUGUGUCCGAUGAUGCCCCUUUGUCAACAAAAGUAUUGACUGUGUCUGCUACCGAUGCUGACGAAGGAUUGAAUGCAGAAAUCGUUUAUACUUUGCUCUCCUCCACAGAUAGUUUUCUCGACUUCUUUACUUUUUCUGCCGACAGCUUUAUUGUGAAGUCCGACUUAAAUCUUGAUCGCCAUGAUGUGUUGAAAAUGGAUUUUAAUGUUGUUGUUAAAGCGCAAGAUAAAGGCAAUCCAGUUAAAAGCGAUACGCUGAACUGUGCUAUCCACGUGACCGGUAAGAACAUAUACGCUCCGGUUUUACAGCAUCAUCAAGAGUUGACCGUGAUGAAUAAUCCGGAAUUGACUGUUGGCUCUCAGAUCGCUAAAAUUAAUGCCAGCGACGAAGAUUACGGUCCCGAUGGAGAACUCACAUACGAAAUAAGCAAUGAUGUCAACAGCGUUUUUGAAAUCUCGUCUACCGGCGUUGUUACAUUAAGACAGUCUCCUACAGUGGGUUUUUAUUCUUUGAAUAUACGUGUAUCUGACAAAGCAUCCGUGGCCAAACGGAAAAGCGUGAAUGCCACGCUACUUGUGUAUUUUAAACAACUUCCUAUCGAAAAUGUUCGUUCAAUGCGUAUAGGUAAUGUAUCAGACGAACAAGUUUGGGUGGCUAAAGAUAUGACUGUUAAACUUCCAGUGUACGUCCAACUUGGUACUCAGUACCUAGAGGGCAUAGAUAUUAACAUCGAAUUUUACGGCGACAAAAUUGUCAUUGAUAGUGUGACCAGUGAUUUUGAAAUUAUUAGGCUAUCUAGUUUAAAGAUCAAAGUCAUUGGUCUUACUCAUCCUGAUGCUCAGGUAUUCGGUUAUGCUAAAGUUGCUGACAUACAGGUGACAGGCAAAGAGGCAGGGAGAUUGGAAUCGACCAUGACUGUUUUACAUCUUGUUGAUAAAGAAAUGAAAAAUAUUCCUGAGUCUAGUGCUAAACCCAGGGAAUCUUGCUUGCACCAGCCUUACUUCGUCAAUAAUGACUGCUCAUAUGACAUUCUGGAUGCCUCGUUUAUUCAAACUUAUGUUCGUGAAAAAGAAGCAAAGUUUUCUACUGAUUUAGGCAAGCAACUGACGUCGGUGGAAGCGUCACAACUUUCAGCUAUGGAUUCUGAUAAGAACGGCCAAGUAGAUUACAACGAUGCACGGUUUGUUCUGAAUGUCCUGCUUGGUCGUGCUUUAGCCAUCACUGAUUACAUUGUGAUGGGUCCUGGUGAUUUACUAAAAACCAAAGAGAAUUGCUCGUUGUAUGUUUCUGCUGCACUUAAAUCUCUCACGCUUGACGCUGACAGCGAUGUUCAGGGUGUUUAUGUUCUCUUCACCUACCCCGACGCUUCGCUUCGAAAUCAACUGAAAAACUCCUUCAUUGUAAGCGAGUCAAGUUACAUUCUGCCAGUCAGCAGUGACGUUAAAUACGGAGAUUUCGUUUCCAUCAAGCAGUUUGGAACGAGUUACGUCGUAAAGUCUGCAGUUUCGCAAAUCUCCCUUGAUAACAUGGGCGUUUCCCUUUUAUUCACGUCGGCCGCCGGCAUUGUUACCACUUUCGUGAAACCAAAAAUGAACAACUCGCCUCAACGGAUUGAAUUUAAAGGAGCUUCUUUAACGUUUGAUUCGACUGUGUCUGCACAAGUGAACGUUAACAUUGGGAAAACAUCACACAGAUGUCGCAAUCCUUUCAAAACAACUCGAAUGGUGAUCAAAUUAAAUGGGAAAUACGAACAGGUGGUUCUAUUCCGGGAAGCUCAGUUUAAGGCAGAGAUCAAGACAUAUAUCACAGGACAUUUUAAGCGCACGUUAAACAAAGAUCUUCAGGUAAAUAUUGUGAGUGUGGAGGCGGGAAGCGUCGUUGUCGGAUUUGAUGUCGUCCAUGAAGCUGAAGACACCGACAACAUUACCAAUCAACUAAGUACAUCUUUGAGAAACGGAGAUUUUGUAUUUCCGUUCAAUGGAAACAGCUUGCCCGCAUACAACACUUUGAUGGUCAACGGUGAAGUUAGAACCGUCCCAGAACAAGACGAGGACGAUAAAACAGUGACGUACAUCAUUAUUGUUGUACUUAUCGUAGUGUCAUUGCUAUUCGCAGGCUUGUUGUUUUACUGCUUUUUCAAGAAGAAAGACAGAAGCAAGAAGAAAGAUAAGGUCGUAGAGAAAAAAGAAUGGCGUAAAAAUAGCUUGGAUGAGGGGUCGGAGAACUGGCAUUACGAAAAGCAGCCGGCUAUGAGCAGUUCAUAUAACCGUGGCUUUUCAGAUGAAACCCUUAGCGUUGUGGGGGGUUCACUGCGUCGAAAUAUAACGAUGGAGAACGGGUCAUACGAAGAAGUCGUCGGAGGAAAGUUGGAAUACGUGGCUCCCGUCACACCUGUACACAAGAUUCGUUCAAGCUUGCGAAGAAGGAAUACUCCGAGAAGUUUGGCUCAACUUGAAGCCAUGGAAUCAGUGAUGGACAUCGCACCGACACAGGGAUAUCACAACGAGGGUGUGGUUACAAAUCAUGAAAAUAUAAUUAAAGAUUAUAUUGAAGUCGAAGAUUCGAACCAUCCUUCAGACGAAGAAGACACUGAGUACAUUAAAAGAAUGGAAGUUCAUCAGCUGACCCCCAACAGCGUCCUCGGAUUGGAACCAUGUGGUUUCACACGUGUAGAAAUUAACGGAACGCUGUCGGAGCUUCGCGCCAAGUUGAAACAGACAUUGCUGAAAAAAGGGGAACACUUUGCGUUCAUGUCGAAGGAAUUGAAAGUCAUUCAUCCGAGGAGAGAAGAAAACGUGAUCGUGAAAGAUGUUUAUCGCACUCAAGUCAGAAUCAAAAUACUUCAGCAGAAAGAUUCGGAUGUAUUGUUUUGUUCGUGCGGUGGCGUGGCCAUGUUGUUUUGUGACAAAUGCUCGAUGAAAGGUUAUUGUUCAGAUAAUUGUCGAGCGUUAAAUAGUUGGGGUCAUCGAGACGUGUGUCGAAACAACAUCACCUAAACAUGGACAACUCAUUUUCCAGCAUAUCGUAAUUUUUUUUUCUAAUUUGUUUAAUUUUGUCGACAAACAUCGAAUUUUGAACGAAAUGCAAUUUUAUUGAGAAUUGAUAUCACACUGUACAAUAAUUUUACACUUCACUUAAAGGUCUACCAUUUUUUGUGCCUGCCAUUAUUCUUUUAGCUUCAUUCGGCCUUUCCAAAAUAGUUCCUUUUUUCUCUGAUAAACUUCGGUCAAUCUAUUUGAAAUAAUAACGAAAAGACCGAUAAUAAUUUUGAAUUUUUACCGCACUUUUGCAUAGAAUUUUUUGUUUGUUUGUUUGGUUACAUUUGUAAAUAUCAACAACGUACGUAACUACCACCUCAUGUAAACAAACACACCAGAUUAGCGAGCGCUUACAUUA
Hydractinia symbiolongicarpus is the source of this 17748-nucleotide messenger RNA. Its product is annotated as fibrocystin-L-like. Lineage: Eukaryota; Metazoa; Cnidaria; Hydrozoa; Anthoathecata; Hydractiniidae. Bases 18 to 17348 code for a protein of 5776 amino acids. The transcript is spliced from 47 exons. Gene Ontology annotation, molecular function: calcium ion binding. Gene Ontology annotation, biological process: homophilic cell-cell adhesion; polysaccharide catabolic process. The record is from RefSeq and is a predicted model, not a curated record. Gene Ontology annotation, cellular component: plasma membrane.